Molecule: messenger RNA, 372 nt
Organism: Cylicocyclus nassatus
Lineage: Eukaryota; Metazoa; Nematoda; Chromadorea; Rhabditida; Strongylidae
Source: the annotation of a GenBank genome assembly
GCGCAUUAUUAUGAAAACACCUUUCAGAAGCAGAAGCUGUGAAUUAUGAAGCUGCUUCUUACCCUCCUGCUUCUCAGCAUCUUUGAAAUCGCUACAUGUCAUAUCCUUAAACCGUUCCUCGAAGUUUUCUGCGAGGUGUGCCCCUACUUCUUUAAACUGUCUCGUAAGAAAAAGGUUGACUUCAAGGACAUACAAAAUGAAUGCAAGAAUGGCAAAAUAAAAGGAUCCUGCGCGCAACUUGAAUAUUACAGGGAGUCUAUCAAGAAAAGUUAUAGAGAAAAGAUGAAGAACCUUACAUGGAGAGAAGCCUGCAAGAAGUUUGCCUGCUGGAUUCGAAGAUAAAUGCUUUACCUUCCGAAAAUAAAUGUUGAG